Molecule: messenger RNA, 2237 nt
Organism: Gymnogyps californianus (California condor)
Lineage: Eukaryota; Metazoa; Chordata; Aves; Accipitriformes; Cathartidae
Gene: RHOT1
Product: ras homolog family member T1
Exons: 21
Coding region: 37-2160 (707 amino acids)
Biological process (GO): small GTPase-mediated signal transduction; mitochondrion organization
Cellular component (GO): mitochondrial outer membrane
Molecular function (GO): calcium ion binding; GTP binding; GTPase activity
Source: RefSeq, a predicted model, not a curated record
GUGAGCCGCCCCGCGCCGGGGCGAGGGAGCGGGGCCAUGAAGAAGGACGUGAGGAUCCUGCUGGUGGGAGAACCCAGAGUUGGGAAGACAUCACUAAUUAUGUCUCUUGUCAGUGAAGAAUUUCCAGAAGAGGUUCCACCACGGGCUGAAGAAAUCACCAUUCCGGCUGAUGUCACCCCUGAAAGAGUGCCAACCCACAUAGUGGAUUAUUCAGAAGCAGAGCAAAGUGAUGAGCAGCUUUACCAUGAAAUAUCACAGGCAAAUGUGAUUUGUAUAGUAUAUGCUGUUAACAACAAGAAUUCUAUUGAUAAGGUAACAAGUCGAUGGAUUCCUCUCAUCAAUGAAAGGACAGACAAAGAUAGCAGGCUGCCUCUUAUAUUAGUUGGAAACAAGUCUGAUCUAGUGGAAUAUAGCAGUAUGGAAACUAUCCUUCCCAUUAUGAAUCAAUAUACAGAGAUAGAAACAUGUGUAGAGUGUUCAGCCAAAAACUUGAAGAAUAUAUCUGAGCUGUUUUAUUAUGCACAGAAAGCUGUUCUGCAUCCUACAGGUCCUCUUUAUUGCCCAGAGGAGAAAGAGAUGAAACCUGCCUGUGUUAAAGCACUCACUCGCAUUUUUAGAAUUUCUGAUCAGGAUAAUGAUGGUACUCUCAAUGAUGCAGAGCUCAACUUCUUUCAGAGAAUUUGUUUUAAUACACCACUGGCACCUCAAGCUUUGGAAGAUGUAAAGAAUGUAGUCAGGAAAAACCUAAGUGAUGGAGUUGCAGAUAAUGGAUUAACAUUAAAAGGUUUUCUUUUUCUACACACACUUUUCAUUCAGCGAGGAAGGCAUGAAACAACUUGGACUGUUUUACGUCGAUUUGGAUAUGAUGAUGACUUAGAGCUUACACCAGAGUACUUGUUUCCUCCGCUAAAAAUUCCUCCAGACUGCACAACAGAAUUAAAUCAUCAUGCAUACUUGUUUCUUCAAAGUAUUUUUGAUAAACAUGAUUUGGAUAGAGAUUGUGCUCUGUCUCCUGAUGAAUUGAAAGAUUUGUUCAAAGUCUUCCCUUAUAUGCCAUGGGGACCUGAUGUUAACAACACUGUUUGUACAAAUGAAAGGGGGUGGAUUACAUACCAGGGCUUUCUCUCUCAGUGGACACUAACCACAUACUUGGAUGUACAGCGUUGCCUGGAGUACCUGGGUUAUUUAGGCUACUCGAUACUUGCAGAACAAGAAUCUCAAGCAUCAGCAAUUACAGUAACAAGAGAUAAAAAGAUAGACCUCCAGAAAAAACAGACUCAGAGAAAUGUUUUCCGAUGCAACGUUGUUGGAAUGAAAGGCUGUGGGAAAAGUGGAGUUCUUCAGGCUCUUCUUGGAAGAAAUCUGAUAAGACAGAGGCAAAUACGUGCAGAACACAAAUCUUACUAUGCCAUUAAUACAGUCUAUGUAUAUGGCCAGGAAAAAUACUUGCUGCUACAUGAUGUCAGUGACUCUGAAUUUUUAACUGACACUGAGACCAUAUGCGAUGCUGUCUGCCUGGUAUAUGAUGUCAGUAACCCGAAGUCCUUUGAGUACUGUGCCAGGAUUUUUAAGCAGCACUUCAUGGAUAGCAGAAUACCAUGCUUAGUGGUAGCUGCGAAGUCUGACUUGCAUGAAGUUAGACAGGAAUACAGUAUUUCUCCUGCUGAAUUCUGCAAAAAACACAAAAUGCCUCCACCUCAAGCCUUUACUUGUAAUACGGUUGAUGUGCCGAGUAAGGAUAUCUUUGUUAAACUGACAACUAUGGCAAUGUAUCCCCAUGCCCGGUUACGCUGUAUGUGCGCCUGCAACAGGUGUACAUUUUGCAUCUGUCAGAACUUCCUCAACUCAGACUUGCUGCAAUCUGUAAAGAACAAACUCUUCACUGCAGUUCUUAACAGGUUAAGACCCUACAUAGAUGAGUUGGGGGCCAUGCUGUUAGCAGACGAGGAGAGCAGUAUUAUGCAGCAGGUGCACGCCGUCAACUUUGUAGAAGAUUCCAUCUUCAUGGAGUCAUCUCUUGGUCCACGUUUACUUGAAGACAGGCAUGUGACACAAGCGGACCUCAAGAGCUCUACGUUUUGGCUCCGAGCAAGUUUUGGUGCUACUGUCUUUGCAGUUUUGGGUUUUGCUAUGUACAAAGCAUUAUUAAAGCAACGAUGAACUGAGAAGAAGCACAUCUGGCCCUACCAAAUAAAAAACCCCCACUUUUAUGUACAUUCUGAAUGCUUUAAAUUCUG